Phytophthora nicotianae INRA-310 is the source of this 1079-nucleotide messenger RNA. RefSeq lists its product as hypothetical. Bases 56 to 949 code for a protein of 297 amino acids. The record is from RefSeq and is a predicted model, not a curated record. Lineage: Eukaryota; Oomycota; Peronosporomycetes; Peronosporales; Peronosporaceae. The transcript is spliced from 4 exons.
CUGCGCACUUCAUAUUCCUCCGACUGGGGCAGAGCGCGUGCCCCGACGCCUGUCGAUGGAGAGCUUCCUCAGUGACGCGGGCGCGGACGAGCGUACCAAGAACAGUGAGCAAGAGGCGCAUGUCGCCUUCUUCACGCGCUUUCCGCACCUACGCGAGUUCUUCUGCGGCGGCUCGGCGGCCGCGAUCAACAUCGUAGUGACCUUCCCACCCAACAAGGUCAUGUUCCGGCAGCAGUUAUUCGGGCUGAACACGUGGCAGGCCUUCGAGAAUGUGCGCAGUGAGGGCUGGCUCAUGCUAUAUCGCGGUGUGAAGCCCCCGCUGCUGCAGGCCAUGGUGUCCAAGAGCAUCAUGUUCGGACUCUACAAUUUCUACGAUGAGCUGCUGCUGGAGAGCUUUGGGGAGCACAAGGGACUGAGUCUGGUAGCAGCAGGCCUGGCAGGCACGUCCGAGGCAGUACUGGCUCCGUUUGAGAGGGCGCAAACAUUGUUGCAAACGCCAAAGUUUAACCGGGAGAUCGCGGGUGCAUACGACGCCAUGGUGCACAUCAACAAGUACGGACUGAGAGAGCACUACCGAGGACUCUCGGCAAUUUUGUGUCGCAAUGGGCCAGGAAAUAUUUUGUUCUUUGGACUGAGAGGACCGCUAAGGGAGCUGUUCCCACGAGGAGAUACAGCAGCAGCCACCAUGACAAAUGAUUUCAUCUGUGGCGCUAUGCUUGGAGCGGUGAUCAGCACCUUCACAUUCCCUAUUAACGUGGCACGGACACGUAUGCAGAGUGUGUAUGGGCAACCGUUCAUCGGUCCAUGGGAGGCUUUGCAGCUGACGUACAAAGAGCGUGGACACAGCGUGAGACGGCUGUAUCGCGGCGUGCAGAUGAAUUUCUUCCGGUCCCUUAUGUCGUGGGGUAUCAUUAACUCUACGUAUGAGAAGCUGAAGUCGAUCACGUGAAGUGGAAGAGUCUACACAAAAUGCACUAUCAACCGACAAUUCUGAAUAGAGCCUAGUUUUUCUUGUAGGAUAUUCAUGUUCUUACUACCGGUGCUUGUUAAUCUUUACUACAUCGCUAGCCCCCCCCCCC